AUUCACUGGAGUAUAAGAAAUGGACUUGGGACAGACAGACAGACUCCUGGGCCCUGCCAACAGUCAAAAUGUCCAAAGGGCCUCUUAUUCUCUGGCUGCUGAUUGAGCUCGGGCGGCUUUUUCUGACUCCAGCUGCAUCAGAGACUGUGAGAGCAUUUUUGGGUCAGUCAGUGAUUUUGCCCUGUACCUACUCAUCCUGGUCUCAAAAUAGCAACAGCAUGUGCUGGGGCAAGGGUGAGUGUCCCAAAUCCAAAUGCAAUGAUGAGCUUCUCCACACCAAUGGGAGGAAGGUGCUGUCCAGGAAGUCAUCAAAAUAUGAACUUCGGGGCAGUAUCCGGAGAGGUGAUGUGUCCUUGACCAUCUUCAACACCAAUGAAGGUGACAGCGGUGUGUACUGUUGUCGCGUAGAGGUGCCUGGCUGGUUCAACGAUGUGAAGAAGAACAUUCACCUGCAGCUGAGUAGAGCCCCGACAACCACACACUCAACAACACAUCUCCCAAAAGCCACCUCUGCUGUGAGGACAGCCACAACUGCGCUUCCAACAAUGGCUAUGAAUAUACCUGAGCUCACAACCAGAACACCACUCCAGACAAGAACCACCACUGCUCUCACAACAGUGGCAACUACAUGCCCUCCAACGAGAACCUUACUUCCUGAAGCAACCACAGUUCUUCCAACAGCUGAGUUUUCCACAGAAGGGCCUAUCCUCACUGCAGCGUCAGAAACUUUCUUUCUCUCUAGUGACUCUGAGAGAAGCACUGAGGUACCUUCUGGAAACAUUGCCUUAUUUACAUCCCAAGAAUCUGAAGAUUGGGUUCUCCAGUCAACAUCCCAGGUGUCCAAGUGGGAAAUGAGUGACUCAGUGACUUUUCCUCAAACAGGAGCGAUGGAGACGGAAAUGCCUGUGCAAAACAAGGUUGAAUCAGAACAGGUAAAAAUGGUCAUCAACUCUGACCUGCUAAUGAUCAUCGCUCCCUCCCUGGGAUUUGUGCUGUUGGCGUUGCUUGUGGCAUUUUUCCUUCGAGGGAAAGUCAUGAAAUCCAGUUGGUUCCCGAAACACACACGGCUGGACAAUGUUGAAGGAUAUAAAAACAACUUCGAUGACAUGCAGCAUGGAAGAGAAGACGAAGAUGGUCUUUUCACACUCUAAUGUGCCACUUUUUCUCAGGAUUGAGGAUGGGGGCAUGAUGCGGGAAUUGUCAAAAUAAGUCUUAGAAUGUAUUGGUUUUUUUUUUUUUUAAAGCCCCAUCUAUUAUUCCAUUGGUGUCAUUGAUCCAGUCUUGUUUUAAUUUCACAAGUGAAAGGUACUUUAGAGACCCUUAGCACCUUUGCUGCCAGGCGCUUUAAUCUCCUGGGUAGCAUCCUGGUCAGUGAUCUUCCAGAAUGUGCUUGAAUAAUCUUGGUGAUGGUGAACUCACCAGCACAUCUAAAGGAGAUCAUUCAAUCUCAGGGCAGUUCUGAGACUUCGAAAUAUUUAAAAUGAAGUCUGUCUCCAUAUAGCAUCUGCUUAUACAUCCUAGUUGAAUUCAUUGUGUUUACACAGAACAUGUGUAAUCUCUCUUCUCUCUGGCAGCGCUCCAGAUACUGCAAGGAGAGCCUUGUCUGUCCAAAUUGCCUUGCUUCUGAGAUGCGUAUUCUGGUCCCUUUUCUACCUAGUUGCCUUUGCCUCGUAUGUAUUUGUGUCUCUCUGUUUAUGCCCAACUUUCAGAGGUUAGUGCCCCACUCCAGGUAAGGUAGGAGCAGCCCUGGGUCUGAACCUCAUCAAUAAUGCAGGAAGCGAUAUAGAGAAGUAUCCUGAUUUUGGCUCACAUUUCCUUUUUUGAGAAAAGAAUCUCCCUUAACUAGGGCUCUGUGGGGGCAGGUGUAUUGGCACAGAAUCAGGAGUUUCCUGCGGCAGGAGGCAAAGGUCCAGGUGGAGGUGGUUGUCAGAGAUUGCAUUUAAGGAGGCAUUUGCCUGGACUCCCAUCGCAGCUUCUAAGCUGCACACCUUGUCUGCAGUCCUUCCCUUCUCCGAUCUGUUCUCCAUGCUGUGGCAGAGAUCCUUUUCUAAAUGCAGAUCAGAAGGUCCUGUCUACCCAUGGUGUUGGUGUUGAAGAAGCGCUUAGGCUCUGCCUGAGGCCGGGUGGCUGCCACAGAUGAGUGAGGCAUGGGGAAGUGCAGGGGCUAUUCAAAGUGGAAUGUUUGUGUCCACUUGAAGGCCUUAACAUUCCAGCUUCGUUAGAAUAAUGCCCUGGGCAAGCAACACAGGACCAUGGGCUGGAACAAGGUAAUCGGUCUAAGACUCCAAAGUCCAGGAGGUAUGAUAUGGGUUUUACCAAAUGAUGAGUUAAUAAAUAUAUAAUUCUUAGGAUGAGACUCCCUGGUCAGAGAAGAUUGUUGGUCUAGUUAUUCCUCUCUUUCCCUCUCUGUGCAAUCAGGAUGAAUUGGUAGCCACCUACAAAUAACUUCCUAAUAUCUAGGGCCCAGGAAAGGGGAUCACUUUCCUUAGAGAGCUUAAAAAUCUAAAUGAGACAAAACAUGCAUGGGAAAUGCAACAGAAUAGAAUCAGUGUUGACUUUCCAUUUGCACAAGCAAGGACUUUGAUGGAGAUGUGGUUCUUACAGCUGAUGUUUACAUGGUGGUUCCACAAUCAAACUUUGAGGAUUUAGAACAACCUAAUUCUUCAACCUUGACCCUGACCUUUCUAGGCUCAAUCAGAGCUAAUAUCCAAUCCUGAAAAAGCAUUUGAUAUGGUCUAGGUACUCUACUAAAUGUUUCAAACAAGUAUAUUACUGUUGCUUUUGGAGUUGAGCAAACAGAAACAGAGGCCAAGGAACAUGCCCAAGGUCACAUGGACCAACCCCCUGUGACAGAGCAGGGCCUUGAACCAGGCUGGAAGGACUCCACACACUUAACCACUACCCUAUACCUCAGAGCAAGGGCCUUAAUUUAACAUUUCAUACAUACAGAACUGCAGUAUUGGCCUGCAUUGGUCCCAGAUGGAUUUUAGUUUGUUCAAAUCCUGGGCUACCUGAGUGCUUUGAUGGUUCUCCAAUCCCAACCCCUUUAUAGCUCAAUCUUCCCUUGUCCCCAUAUUAUUUACCCAGAAUCUUAUUUGCAUUUGCAGAGGAAGCUGCAAGUGGAGAACCUGGCAGGAACCUUAAUGAAGCCAGGUGGGACACAUUUAAAUGGGAAUGUGUUGAACUAACUCAUGAAGAGCUGGAGCCAGCUGUCAGCAGGCUUAAUGAAAGGUUAACAGGAAGCCGGCAAUGGGUGGCUGGGGAGACUCUUUGUCUCUCUAAAGAAAACAAAAAGUUGAGAAGUGAGCUCCCUGGGUGAAGGCAAGAUCAGAAGGAGGAAGCCACUUAUAACCAAAAGGCUGGGUCUCAAAAUAGAAUCAUUUGGGUUUGUAAACAUGGUAUAGUCAUUACAAAAAAAAAAAAAAAAAAGAGAGAGACACUGAGUUCUCAGCUCUCUGAACAACAAAAGACAGUGAAGAGAAUGUGUGUUGAAGUAAGAUGAAUGCUGAUGUUGUUAUCAGGGUCUUGGGCGUGCUGGAGAUAGCUCAUGAAAUGGAAGAUGGGUUUACUCUCCAUCUGAGCUGGGAGAGUGCUGUUCUUUGAUUGUAUACUUUAUCCGCGCUGCAUAUGGAGUGGGGGUGUGGAGGGUGUGUGCAGGAAGGAUCCUGAUACAACAAGCAGUUCAACUCCCGUGUUUUAUCUGAUGAAACUGAGGCCCAGACAGGGGGACUGAGUGAUCCCAGGCUACACAGUAAACCAGUGCCAGAGCACAGGCCUAAACCAUGUCUCCUGGACUUCUCUGUGGCCAUGUCAUAAACCUGUUCCUGGAUUUUUCUAGGUCCACCUGGAUCUGCUUGAUUAUUUACCAUUUGGAGGUCACAUUAAGUUCCUGAUGUGAGCAACUCAGUAUUUCUUUCCCUUGAACCAUCUUACCCUGCACACCCUUGACCUUGUGCUGGAUGGCUGUUCCCACAAAGAGGAAUGAGAAUGUAGAAGUGCAAAGCUAGGUUGUUCUGUUGCUUUUUGAAGAACACCACCAUUACUAGGGUGACCAAUUCAUUCUGUUUUGAAACUCAAAGUCUCGCAUUGCUGGGACCUCCUUCAGGAUGACUAUAAUGACUAUAACAUAUUUGCAAGUCCAGGCAAACUGGGAUGAUUGGUCCACCUAAGUCCAUAACUAAACUAGAGAUGGAAACAACUUCCUUCUGAGUUCUUGACUCUCUUGAUCAUUUUUUUCAUUGCAAGUACCCAAGUGGAAUUUAAUUUGUUUAGAUCAGUCUUUUUUUUUUUUUUAAAGAUUUUAUUCAUUCAUUCAUGAUAGUCACACAGAGAGAGACAGAGAGGCAGAGACACAGGCAGAGGGAGAAGCAGGCUCCAUGCAGGGAGCCCGACGUGGGAUUCAAUCCCGGGUCUCCAGGAUCGCGCCCCGGGCCAAAGGCAGGCACCAAACCGCUGUGCCACCCAGGGAUCCCUAGAUCCAGUCUUAAAAUAGACCACUAGAUUUAGGUUCUAGACCUUUGUUAACCAAAAUGUAGGGCUCAGACCAUGCGUGGUCAUCACCUGGGAGCUUGUUAGCAGUGCAGAAUGUCGGUCCCCAUCCUAGAGCACGGGAUCAGAACCUGCAUUUUAACAAGGGUUUCCAUGUUAUCCAUAUGCACGUUAAAGAUUGAGAAGUACUGGCCUAAAGUAUUGAUUUGCAACGUUGGCUGCAUGUGGAAAUCAUAUGGGGAUUUCAAUAAUAAAAAAUACUGAUGUUUGACUUCCCUCUGAGAUCCUGACUUUAAUGGGCAUGGGGAAGACCUGGCUUUCAGAAGUUUUUAGGCCACCUUGGAUAACGCUAAUGUGCAGCAAUGACUGUAAGCCACUAUUCUAAAGGGAGGGCAGCUCUGUGCCAGAAGGAAAUGUUGCUAAUUAAUCAGGACAACUUUUGGCCUAAGUUAUGAGUUUAUGUGGGUCUAGUACCCCCACAUGAUUUUGCUCCAAGAAAUGAUCAAUAAAAUUGUUCAAGAAGAUCUGAGGAGACACGAUAAUGACCUAAAUGUCCCAAUUACUAUGGAUGAGGCCCAUUAAAGUAAUUAAAAAUCAAGAUAUAAUAUUUGGUCUGUGGAAAGUGAUAAUGAGAAAACAGAAAAGACAAAUGGAGAAGGAAUGUCUGGGGGUCAAGGUGGUGCUAUUAAUCUUUCAGAGACAUCAGAGGGAUAAUGAGAUGAUGCUAAGAUUAUAAGAGAAACAUGGGAGAUUGGUUAAGUGGAAACCUUUGUUGCAGAAUAAAGAAUUUAGUAAAAAGGCAACUAUUUGCCCUCUUGUCCCUAAAAAUAAUGGGAGACCCUCCUCAGGGCAAAGUCAUACAUUGUCUUAAUAAGACUGUAUUCAGCUGCAAGUAAGAGAAUACUAAAAAGCAGUGACUUAAAGACUUUUAAUUAUUUCACAUAACUAGAAAUUUGGAUGUAGGCUGUUUGAGAGUUGGUUCAGCAGCUUCACUGAAAUGAGAUAUUAGAGUCUCUGAGUUCUUUUGGCUUGUUCCCUCAUGGUUGCAAGAUGGCUGCCAUGGCUCUAAUGUGCCUUCGCACAAAAGGAUCUCAAGCAGGAAGGAAGGAUGUGGAAGGGAAUGAGACUUUGCCCUAAUAUGAUCCUUAUCCUUGAUCAAAAAGGGAAAUCUGCCAUAGAGGUUACCAGGAGAACCUCCCAUAUAUUUCAUUGUCCAUAUACUUCACUUGAUCACAUGCCCAUCCUUUGGCAAAGGGGAAUGAAAUAUCCAGGACUAAUUUACACCAAUCAUUACUCAGCCCCCAGGAUGUACACAUGGCCAUUUAACCAAAACUUACAGUCAAUCAGCACGGGAGAAACUGGGAAUGGGUGUUGGGUCAACAACUUUGAUUCCUGACACACUCACUCAUCCAUUGAAAGUGUCUUGGGUGUCUCCUAUGUGCCAAAGGGCUCUGUUGGGUGCUGGGGUAUAGUAAUGAACUGAACAGACCUACUCCCUCUUCCCAGACAGCUUAUAAUCUACAGAGCCACUUUCAUCUGUAUUAUGCAUUUCAUGAUUCCAAAUAUUUGGAUCGUCUUUAAUGUACCUGAGAGGCAAAAAGAAUCAAGGGAUUUCAAAAAGAUAAAAGUUUAGAAAUUCUGUAUACAUACCUUCUUGAAGCUGGGGAACUGAAUCUUUCAUGCAGGUGUCAGGAGUCAAUAGAGGAAUGAGGCAGAAACUUUCAGCCCUAGUAGGUGACAGCAAAUUACAACAAAAAUUCUUAGCUACAGUGAAACUUUGUAAGUAUGGCAGAGAGUAGACAGCUUGGGGUAAAACUCCAAUGGUAGAAUAAAGGAAAUAACCUCUUCUGUAUUUCUAUGCUAUUUCCUACUUUUCUAAGAAUUUCCAAACCCAUAGUACUCUGGGUCAGAGAAAGAGCAUAUCUUCUUUUGAUAGGGGAGAAGAAUGGAAGCACAGAGAGGUAAAGUCACCUCCUGUGUUCCCACCAUAGUGAGCGAGACAGGACUAGAAUCAAAUGUUCUGAUUCCUCCUCAAUCCAAUGGAUAAAUAUUUUUAUAAGGUGCCUACUAGGUGCACCUAGCUUUGUGCUUGAACCUAAUAGCAGCACUAGAAGUCAUCACUAAUAUUACUUCUGUAUGUCAGGCACUAUCCUAAGCACUUUGCAUGCAUUAUUUUAUAUGAUUGUAACAAUCUCUCUCUGAGGGGGUUGCCAGUUUUAUCCCUGUUUGACAGGUGAGGAAAUGGAAGUUCAGCUUCAUAAAGAAGGUAGUCUGCAGUUGAGCUGGUAUUCAAACUCUGGAGCAGCUUCAGAGCCCAUGUCCUCAACCCCUGCACUCUGGCCCUUCCAGGCAUACAAAGUGCCUUAGUGAUCUCUUCAUGACUGUGACUCCCAUGUAAAGUGGACAGGAUUGCACUGGGGAGUUUUAGGUCUCUAAGUCUGUCUGAUUGGACCAACCUGGAAAUGGAUAGGGGAGGGUGAAGGGCACAAAGCCAGAGGGUCUCACAUUCUGGAAGAGACAGUUUAGCUUUACCUUCAAAUGGGACUAUCUAUUCAGGCUCAGAGAUUGAAUAAUCAGAAUUUGGCACUUAACAUAUUCUAUGACUUUGGCUCCCUCUCCCUUUAAGAAUAUACCCUGAGAAAGGAGACAACAAAGGGCCUGGGUCCUACUCUCCUGCAGAGCCCCUGGUCCUAUCUUCCUCUUCCCUGCCUCGCCCUCAUGCUGCCUCUUAUCUCUUCUCUCUACCCUGUUUAUCUCCGUUCCCUCCUCAGCUUCUUCCUUCCCUUCUGGUCCCUCAGCGAUGCGUCUUAUCUUCCUUCAGCAGCUCCAUCAACAAAGUCCUAUCAGUUUUUCUCCUGCUUCAGGAUGCCUCAGCAUCAUUUUAAUCUGUUCCUCUGAGCUUUGCUUUUCAAUCUCUUCCCAAACUUAAUCUCAGACCCUUCUUCACUUAGAUGAAGAAAAGGCUGGAGCAAGAUUACAUUACCUGACAAUACCUUCUGGCUCAGGGAUCAAGAUGAUUAGAAAAGACAGCAGAGUCUUAUUUCACCACUAUGCCCUGGGUAUGCUACGGUGAGACAAGUUUUUUAAUUAACCUAAGACUCCCCAUCAAUUAAUGCUAUGACCUCCGCCACCAGCCCCCUGCUCCCCUGCCUUUAGAAAACAAAACAAAACAAAAACUGUUGAAAAAUGUUGCAGCAUGCUGGUGUAUGGAAAGAACACAGGUCUCAGAGUCAAACUGGCCUAGAACCUGAAGUUGCUCUUAGUUAGCUGGGUGGCCCAGGACAAGUUGCUUGGCUUCUCUUAGUCUCAGCUUUAUCGUUUGUAAAUAUGGAAUAGUACUGGGACCCUCAUAAGUAAGCACUAAAUGGAGUAAUACCAGUAAAGCAUCAAAUAGAGCAAUACCAGUUGGCACAGGGUUUGGCACAGGAUCGGUGCUCUACAACUAGUAGGCACUGUCCUUAGUUUACGCCGCAGCCCUAGUGCCUUGGCACAGGGUAGGUGCUCUACAACUAGUAGGCAUUGUCCUUAGUUUACGCCGCAGCCCUAGUGCCUUGGCACAGGGUAGGUGCUCUACAACUAGUAGGCACUGUCCUUAGUUCACUCUGCAGCCCCAGUUUUAAGUCUCUGUUAAUUGGAAGUUGCUGGCAGGACUUGCAAAGUCCCUCACUGAGGAUACAUACAGUGUGCUUGCAGAACUGGAAUGUUGAGCCUGUGGGAUUUUGGUCUAUCUCAGGAGCUGCACAUAUGUCCCCUGAUCUGGAGGUCUCAUACAUUAGCCUAAGAAUCAUCUGAGGGCAUGUUAAGAUGCAAACACCUGGGUCCACCCCCUAGAGAUACUGAUUCAGUGAGUUGGAAUUGGGCCCUACCACCUGAAUUUUUUAUGAUCUCAGUGGAGUUCUGAAAGCAGAGAUCUAUGGAGCCUCUGAGAGUAUGUCUCAGAGUCUCACAUUCAAACAGUACUCAUGGUAGCUAGCCUGAUUCCUAACUGCUCUGCCCUGCCACAAUUUCCUGGAUUCUGACCCUGAUUUUCCUUCGUGUGUCUUUGGACCCUGUGCUCAGCUCUGGUUUUGCUCUUUCUUCAUUCACCAUGAUCAACCCCAGAACAUUCUUACCCUCUGCCUCUAUCCUCAGCUUCCCCUACCUGCCCAAGGGUUGCUUUGGCUUAAUCUUGUCUAUAGGUCAUCUUUCAAUUUCUUGAUAAUGCCCUUUGCACCAAGGUUUUUAAUUUUAAUCAAGUCCAUUUUGUAUAAUUUUCUUUAGUUGCUUGUUAUCUUAGUGUGACAUCUAAGAGUCUAUUUCUAAAUCCAAAGUCAUGAAAAUAUAGUUCUGUUUUCUUCUAAGCGUGUCUUGGUUUGAUCUUAUAUUUUGGUCAUUGGUUCACUUUGAUUUGUAUAUAGAGUAAGGGAGGGAGUCCAACUUUAUUUUUUUGAACGUGGAUCCAGUUGUGCCAGCAUCAUCUAUUAAAGGGAUGCAACUUUUCUACAUUGAA
Canis lupus familiaris (dog) is the source of this 8977-nucleotide messenger RNA. It is a transcript of the gene TIMD4, whose product is annotated as T cell immunoglobulin and mucin domain containing 4. Lineage: Eukaryota; Metazoa; Chordata; Mammalia; Carnivora; Canidae. The transcript is spliced from 9 exons. Bases 69 to 1151 code for a protein of 360 amino acids. The record is from RefSeq and is a predicted model, not a curated record.